CAUGUGAGGAAUCCACUGUAAAAAGUUUGAACCUUGGGUUUCUGGCUCUGGAUGUCGGGUUGUUUCUGUUGGUGAGGAUCAAAGCAGAAACCAGCAAUGUCUUCCUUCUCCUAUCAACCUUCAGCAGCUUUCUGCUGAAGGCUCAUUUCAGCUGUGUGAAACCAGACCUUCAUCAGGUCCGGAUCUCUUUUUACAGCGUUGAUCAGCAGGCUUGGCUUGUGCUAAACAAGUGAAAGUAAAAGUAAAUCCGUCUGUAAAGCUGUGACACAGCAGGACACACAGCCAGCAGCAGCUUUGUUUCAGGCUCUCGACCUUCUGCCUAACAUGCUUCACACUUUGAACCCCUGUCAGAAGCAGGAUGGAGGCUUCUGCUUCGAGAACAGCCGCAGGAAUGCAGUUCUGGAGUCCAGUUUGUUGGAGGGGAACUACAAAGCCCCCAGUGCCAGGAAGACGGGGACCACCAUCGCUGGAAUGGUUUAUAAGGAUGGAGUGGUUCUGGGAGCGGACACCAGAGCUACCGACGACAUGGUGGUGGCUGAUAAAAACUGCAUCAAGAUUCAUUACAUCGCUCCAAAGAUCUACUGCUGUGGAGCCGGCGUGGCUGCAGAUGCAGAGAUGGCCACGCAAAUCAUGGCGUCCAAUGUGGAGCUGCACAUGCUCAACACCGGCCGCCCCCCCAUGGUUGCCAUGGUGACCAGACAGCUGAAGCAAAUGCUGUUCAGGUACCAGGGACACAUGGGUUCAUCCGUGAUUGUCGGAGGAGUUGAUGUGACUGGAGCUCACCUGUACAGCGUCUAUCCCCAUGGCUCCUAUGAUAAACUACCUUUCCUGACCAUGGGCUCAGGAGCUGCUGCUGCCGUUUCUGUGUUUGAGGACAGAUUCAAACCAAAUAUGGAGCUGGAGGAUGCCAAACAGCUUGUGAGGGACGCCAUUGUUGCAGGGAUCUUCUGUGACCUGGGCUCAGGCAGCAAUGUGGACUUGUGUAUCAUAACUGAAGGUGGAGCGCAGUUUCUGCGAGGUUAUGACAAGCCCACGGUGAAGGGUCAAAGAGAGGGCCAGUACCGGUAUAAACCUGGAACCACCGCUGUCCUCACCAAAACCGAGACGCCUCUUUCUCUGGAUGUUGUUGGUGAAUCUGUUCAAAUGAUGGACACUGAGUAACACGUCUGGAUCAUAUGUGGUGUGAUAAAAUAAAAUCAGUCAGUACUCUGGAUCA
Messenger RNA from Cyprinodon tularosa, 1216 nucleotides. It is a transcript of the gene psmb10, whose product is annotated as proteasome 20S subunit beta 10. Gene Ontology annotation, cellular component: proteasome core complex. NCBI's taxonomy places the organism in Eukaryota, Metazoa, Chordata, Actinopteri, Cyprinodontiformes, Cyprinodontidae. The transcript is spliced from 8 exons. Bases 325 to 1161 code for a protein of 278 amino acids. The record is from RefSeq and is a predicted model, not a curated record.